Messenger RNA from Dalotia coriaria, 583 nucleotides. RefSeq names its product flexible cuticle protein 12-like. NCBI's taxonomy places the organism in Eukaryota, Metazoa, Arthropoda, Insecta, Coleoptera, Staphylinidae. The transcript has 3 exons. The coding region runs from base 135 to 449 and encodes 104 amino acids. The record is from RefSeq and is a predicted model, not a curated record. Gene Ontology annotation, cellular component: chitin-based extracellular matrix. Gene Ontology annotation, molecular function: structural constituent of chitin-based larval cuticle.
AAAAAGAGUUGCAAUUAACUCGUCAUACAGUCACUUAGAACCCGUCUCUGUUGGGAGUAUAUAAACACUAAUUGCAGACGAAGAGAUUAUUCAGUUCUGUGAUAACUGUGCAAUUCAACAUAACAACAUCCAACAUGAAAGUUAUCUUCGUUGUUGCUGCGCUUGUCGCCGUUGCUUUGGCUGCCCCACAAGGCGCCGAUAAAGAUGCCACCAUUGUAAGGAACGAUUUGGAAAAUAUUGGAGUGGAUGGCUACAACUGGGGAUAUGAAACAAGCAACGGAAUCAAGGCUGAGGAACAAGGUACUCUGAACAAUGCUGGUUCUGAAAAUGAGAGCAUUUCUGUCCGUGGAUCGUUCACCUACACUGGUGCUGAUGGGGUCACCUACACUGUCAACUAUGUAGCUGAUGAAAAUGGUUUCCAACCAGAGGGCGCUCAUAUUCCUAAGUAAAUCAAUAAUUAAGGAUGUGUUAUGACCAGAAAAACAAUUUUUUGACACUUUAUUAUAAAUUUUGUAAAUAUUUUUGUACCAUACUGAAUAUUGUGAUGAAUGUUAUCAUAAUAAUAAAGCAAUAUUAAUUAAAA